AUGGCGACGGUCCAGGCCCGGCACCGGGGGCACAACAUACCCGACGGCGGCAUGACAACGUUCAACGAGAUCGAGUACGACCGGGAGGGCGGAGUGUUCCUGAACCGGAUCAGACUUAUCCUGUUGAGCGUCAUUGUAUUCCUGUUGAUCGUCUUCUCGGUGUUCGUUGGCCGGUACACGGCACAACUGCAAUUCCGACAGGUAAACAUCACGGUAGAGGCGCCAACGCCGAUUUCAACUCCGGCGGUCGUAAAUACAUAGAUCCUGGCUAUCUAACGUCCGAUUAUAUGUAUAUAUAUAUAUAUAUAUAUAAAUAUUAUAUACUUUAGCAGUAAUAUAUAUGUAACGCGUUAUUUUACUAACCAACUAGUUACUCCACGACAUUCCUUAAUAUGCUCGUGUAUGAAUUUAUACGAAUACACGGUUUCACUAGUUAAUACAUAAAAUGUCAAUUGGAUUUUCGCUUAUUCAUAUCGUUACAAGCCAUAACCGGGAUCGGAGCAGAUAACAUGCGAUAUUUGUCGCCGUUAUCAUUCUAUAUACCAGGAUAAUUAUUAUUACGGCCGUUAAUGGUUACACUUAUAGCCGUAAGGUAAUAUCGAACUGUACCGUACACACCCAACCUCAAAGGUCUAUUCACACACAACAGUGACGUGACGGUGCGGUGACUGUUCCGGGAUUCCCCCGGCGAAAUCUAUAACAUUUCUAAAGGGGAGAUAAGCUUGUUGUUCUCACUUGCCCGGCGCGUGACCGUCCCGACGCAAACGGUGUCGUCGCCGUUAUCGUGCCGUGAAUUCGCGAUUACUUGCCGACGAUAUUUUUCAUAUUCCACGGCCGUGAUUUUCGCCGUGUUCCGUUCUCUCUCGGUUUUCGAAAAUGAACGACGAGAAUCUUAUUGAAUGAGUUCGGUUUUAAGUGCCUAUACUCAAUGACGGAUGGACAACUGACCAUUGUGAAUAGAAAUCACGGCCAGUAGAAUCCCGGAACGGGUACGGCACGGUCACGUCACUGUCACGUCACUGCCGCGUGUAAAUAGACGUUUAACUUAUUCGUUUGAACGAAUGUUGCAGUGUAUGGAUGUUAUCAGUGUAUAAUAGGUAGUUCGUAGUUUAUUAUUUUUUGAUUUUUUUUUCAGCGUUGUAUCGUUUUUUGUAAUACAAUAAGGAUUGUUUUUUAAUGAAAACGAAAUUUGAAACAACUAUAAAAAAANUCUAUAUACCAGGAUAAUUAUUAUUAUGGCCGUUAAUGGUUACACUUAUACCCGUAAGGUAAUAUCGAACUGUACCGUACACACUUAACGAAUUCGUUUGAACGAAUGUGCAGUGUAUGGAUGUUAUCAGUGUAUAUUAGGUAGUUCAUAGUUUAUUAUUUUUUGAUUUUUUUUUCAGCGUUGUAUCGUUUUUUUGUAAUUUAAUAAGGAUUGUUUUUUAAUGAAAACGAAAUUUGAAACAACUAUAAAAAAAAAAAAAAAAAAAAAAAAAACAAUAAUAAUAAGACGUGAUAACAGUAGGUUUUUGCUAUAUGAAAAAUAUGACUUUUUUUUAUGAAUGAAAGUAAAACGUAUCAAAACAAGAAAAAAAAGUCUCCGUAGGAUUAUUGGUUAGUACAACGGUAUAAUGUGAUAGACAUAAAAGAAGUUCUAAUAAUUAUUUUACUUAUUAAAUCGUUUCUGGUAGUUUAUACAAAUGUAUCUACUUAGUAUAUAGAAUGACUAGUUGAAAUACGUAUCUUUGUAUUCGAUCAAUACAUUAUCUGAAAUCGCUCGUAGUUUUAUAAAAUAAUUAGUGAUUGUAUAAAGUGACGGGAUUUCAUAUAUUAACGCUUACACAAAUAAUUACGCAAAUAUGUUACAGUUAAAGUGUUGAAUUCCUGUAUUUUAUAAAUGAACUAAGUAGCUAGUGAAUAACUUACGAAUAAUAUCCGUUAAAAAACAUGAAAUAAAACAUGAAAAUCCUUAACUAGUUAUUUCAUAGAAUAUCUAGUUAUUCUACACAAUUAUGGUUUGGCAUAUGUUAAAGUAUGAUAUUACAUUACAAUUUAAAAUAUAUUAUAAUAUUUUAGAUAAUUUAAAUUCAAUUAAUUAUUUAUUUGUUUAUGCAAGCCUAUCGAGGCAUUUAGAGUUGCACAAUAUUUAUUUUUUUCCGUCACCGCCUUAUAUCACAUUUAUAGUACAAGUGCACUUAACAAAACCCUGACCAGUUCCCGGUGACCGCGCAGUUGCCGCAGAUCUUAAUUUAACACUUUUAUUUGAAACAAAUGCCAUAGCUAACAUAAUUUAUGGUCAUUCCGUGAACUCGAGAUUAUAGUUGUUUCAACACUCCAGUAAUUAUAACGUGCAGUUGGGUAUUAAACAAAUGAAAAUAUAAAAAUUACUUGUUUCAUUUAAAUUUAUCUUACCAUCAUUACGUCCAAACUGAUUAAACCCAUCUUCCGUUUAUUUUAAAACACUUGCAAUAAUUGAACGGGGAUCACCUCUUCUUUUAUCUACAUCGAAGAUUUUGCUACGCACUGUAGGACCAAUAUUAAUAACUGCAAAUUUAGUAUUUGAUAAAUCUUGUAAUCUUUUUGACUGUUUUUCAAAUUUUCUUUAGUUUUUUCCUCUCAUUAAAACAUUGAGAUAUUUUCAAUCACAAUGUAAAAGCUAAUAUGGCUUCGCUAAAUGACAUAAUUGACAUAUCAUAUCACAAUGUCAGCAAACAAAGACCAACAAUUUANCAGAAUAACCAUAAAAAAGAGCACGUUUAACAUUACGGGUUGUACGACCUAACGAACACGUGAUUGUAGUUAAUAUAAUAUUAUUCAAACGAUUAUUUUAAUGGAUUAUUCGUGGUAAACGAUUGAGGUACAAUUUUGUCUUAUUUUUAUUAUUUAACAAUUAUCGUUAGACAUUGUUGAAAAACGUAUGUAACCUGUUUGAUUAAAAAUCAAAAUUUGAAAAUUUGAAAUUGUAUUUUACAUUUUAUGUAUACCAUUUUUUUUUUUCACUCGUAAUUAUUCAAAAAAGUACUAAAUAAUUUUUAAACAAAUUAUGACAAUAUAACCCUAGUACAGACAAUUGUACCAUAAACCUUUUAGUUUACCACUGAUUAAAUAUUUAUAUUCAAUGAAUACCGUGUUAUCAACUAUCACAACCAUGACUAUCUAUAUUAGUGAUGGUUUCUCACGCUAAUAGAUCUAUGGGGUCUACACAAAUUGCGAACUUCAAUCAGCGUAAAAUUUACUUUGUAUAACGUAUUUAGUAUUUUGUAUUUAUUGGAAAGUAGUUAUUAAAAUUACUUGAAAAUUUCUAUUGUAUUGUCACUGAAACUUAGUGUAGUUUGUAUUAAGUAUUUAAACACAAUUAGUAUAAAAGUAUUUUGUCCACCCUUUACACUCGUACAGUAAAUUUAGAUUAAAUUUAUAACAUCGACAAUAUUAAAAUACACACAUUUAAUUAUAAUACUUUCUGGUGUACACAAAACAUACUAUAAUAAUAAUUUGUAAAGCGGUCUCAUUAGUAAUUGAUACGUCCGACAAACGUGACAUUGCUGAAUUUUUGUAAUUUUGGUUCAUUAAAUAACUGUAUUUUACGAGAAAGUAAUUAACUAAUGAAACCUUUUUUAAAUGCUACAUAUGGCUCAUAAUAACAAAGCACUCAUCUCACGGGAAAAACUUCGCUUGAAUAUUUGACAACUAUAAUAUUGUAAUUGGUGAUAACAAGUAUAACCACAAAAUGUAACUGGGUAAAAACAUCAAGUCAGACUUUUCUCUUUUCACAUUACAAUUGUUCAAAGAACUAGUAUAUAUGAUAAAUAUUGAAUAAAAUAAAACAAAAUUUACACUUAAAGGAAUUGCUUAUGAUGUAUAAUUUAGUAGAUUCAAAUCUAAACGCAAGACGAAGCUAUAUGGGAAUUAUUUUGAUAAAUUGUUUGAUGUUGGACAGGACAUUUAUUCCAACCUUAGGUAUUGGACUUAGGUAUUGGGUAUUGGUAUAAUAUUAUUAUUCAAUACAUAACAUUUUUGUUAUAUUUAUAUUUAUAUAAAAAAAAAAGGCCGUUGAACCAGAAGCUAAGGAUAUACAAAUAUCGUUUUUGGCUAUCGAGCCAGACGGUUACAAGGUUGAGUUCGAACCGAAAUUGUUCAACGACGAAGGGAAAAUUAUUUGGGCCGACGUCAUUUAUCACGGGCGAGUGGAAGCGAUUUUUCGACCAAAAAUCGAUACGGCUGUCAUUAGCCUCCAUUUUGGACUUUUGAAAAUCGUCGGGAAUCCAAUACUGAAACGCAGACUCAGCAUGGAAACAUCUACCGAACAGGUCCUGCGGGUGAGUACGAGUGAAUUUAAAAAUUAUAAAUAGUUAAUAAAUAUCGCGAAAUAAUUUAAUACGUAGGUAGGUAACGAAAAAAAGCUGUUAUAAUAAUUUCAGGAACUUGAGUGUAGCUGAAAAAGUUUUCGUUUACUAUAAGGUAAUGAUUAAAAAUUAUGAGUACUUUUUAACAGUUCAAGGAUAGUUUCUGGUUGCAAAUGUUGUAAAGUUUGUGUAUUGGAAAGAAAUAAUUGAUUUUUAAUAGUUUUGUUUUUAUAUAUAUAUAAAAAACACUGGAAUAUGUUUACCAAAUAGUAAUUAGUGUUAUUUUUUAAUCUUUUGCUCCCGUUCACUGAAAAAUAAUGAUAGAGAUCUGAAAUUUCUUAUGAAAUAUUAUUAAUAUAAUUAUUUAAUCUAUGUGGAAAAAACCGUUUUGGUCCAGUAAAAAUGAUUGGAAAUUUGAUCAAAUAUUACGAUAAAUACUUUUCUGGUAUUAUUCAAUGAUCUAAAAUUCCUUAUAAGUUUUUUUUUUAAGCGCUGUAGAUCAAAUAAUGAUGACAAAAAUCACGAUAUAUCGUUUACUAUUUUUUAAAUUGAUGUGGGUAAAACUUUUUUGGUACCACAUACAUUUAAAAAAAAUUGAAAUAAACACCACGGACAGUUAUAAUUUAUUUUAUUUUAAUAAUUUAUUAUAAUUUAAAUUUUUUAAAUUGUACCUUCAAUUAUUGAAGUUAAUUAAAAUUAAUUACAAAUAUUUAACCGAAAUUCACUCAGGAUCGUUUUUCGUUUGAAUAAUAUAUCGUUGCGUUCUGGUAUAAAAUGAAUUACCCUAUACAUAUAUACUAUCAUUCGAAAUAUCUAUCUACAAAAUUGUAUUUUAUCAUAGUGCAAAAUAUAUAGGUCUUUUAGAUUUCGAGUUUAGUGAUUUAGCAAUGUAUUGUUUUACAAAGAUGUUUGUUUUUAUAUUUUAUUUUUAUUUGUAAUAUUUUUUUUUUUGUGUAAACACUAUUUAUACUAGAAAGCUUACUUCAAUGUAAAUGAUGUAAAUCCUUUUCUGAAAGAAAAUUUUCCUGGGGUGGUUCAUUUAUCGAUUUUCCAAUUUUAUUCGAUAAAGAGUUUUUAGGGGUUUUUUAGGAAAUCUGAAAAACCAAAAAAAGAAACUCAGGAAAAACAGAAAAAUCGGUACUAUAUUAAACAAAUAUUAUUAAAGAAAAUAUGUAAUGCUUAUUUAAUUUUUUUACAGUAAUAUAAUAAAUACAUUGAAGACAGUGCGUCACUAUUAACUGCAUUCCGCUCUGAAUCGUUUUUCGUUAGCAAUAGUUUAUCGUUGCUUAGAUACAAGUAUAUUCAUUAAAUUGCCUUUUGUAUCCUACCUUUUCAACUUCCUACGCACAACAGAGACUGUACCGUUCCCAUUAUUCUAGGACGAAAUUGUAUUCCAUAAAUUCAUAAUUAUUAUAUUAGUUUAUUUUCCUAUCUCUAUAGGAUUUUUUCGGAGGACAGAUCUUGUAUGCAUUAUGUUUUCAGGACGUUUUUGAGUACAAAAUCGACACCGAAGUGAACCCCGUUAAGGAGACUCUGACGGUAACUACCAGGGAAAACAUGCGGUCCGGCCAUUUCUACAGUCUGUUCAUCAAUUUCACAGGAAACAUUAGCAAAAUACCCGAAAAGGGCGGUUUUUUCAAGGUGAUAUUUUAUGACCGCAAACUGAAUAAAAUAUUCUGGUACGUAGCUACGAAGCUUGCACCACAAGGUGCACGACAUUUACUGCCCUGUGUGGAUGGUCAAACACAUAAAGCAUUUUUUGAAGUAAGUGUCGUUAGAAAAAACGGCACCAGCGUGAUUUUCAACACCAAACUCCAGACGACUGAACAAUAGUAAGCGUUUUAUUAAUAAAUGACAAUAUUUUAAGAAUAUACCAAGAAUAAAUUAAAAUUCUGAAACCACGUAUGAAACAAGAAAAAUAAAAUCGAUCUUCCCUCUUUUUUAUUUUUUUCAGCAAUGGCGAUCUUCUCAUAGAUCGAUUUGAAAAAACUGGACUUGUUAGACCGGACUCGUUGGGAUUGUUCAUGUCCAACUUUAAAUCCCAAUCUCUUAAGAAAAAAAAUUUCGUAGAACUGGUUGUAUGGACAUUUACACCAAUUGAAAGUUUCUCGCUCUUAAAUGAAGUCCUGCCAAACACGUUGGUUUUCAUGGGAACUUAUCUAGAAACUGAUUUUCCGACCAAGAAACUCGAUAUAGUCAUUGUACCCAGAGACGAGAUUGGUUCGGCUGAAAGUCCGGGUCUGAUUGUCAUCAAGUUUGUAGACAUUUUUUCAUUUAAAUUUCACUCCUCUUUCAUCGGUCGUUUUGUUAUAUUUUGGAAAAUUUAAAUUCAUUGGGGAAGAUUUUAUUUCUGAUUCACAUUUUAGUUUUCCAAAUAAUCGAAAAGACGGUAAAAUAUACAGUAACGUUUUUACACAUGUAAUUUUCACAGAAUACUUCUAUUAUUCUUUUUUCCACGUGAUAAAUAUUUUGUCAAAUUUUAAACUGCAAAAUGAUAAAUAUGUAACAUUGGUAUAGAGUAAUUUUGGUGGCCGUCUAUGGUACAGGCUUUUGUGUUUUUAGCUUUAAUUUCACUACACAGUUUAUAAAUUAUUGUGUGUUUUAGUAUUAUUAGUUUUAAAUAGACGUCCUAGAAUAAUGGAAACGGGUGCUGCUACUUUUAUAGGUAAUUUAAUGUAUAUCUGUUAGCAAUGGUUUUUUUUUUGCUAACAAAAGAACGACUCUGAACGCUGUUUAGUCGAUAGUGAUGGUUUUUCAAUAAUAAAUAUGUCAUAUUAUGAUAAAAUAAUUAAAUUGGCAUUAUAUUUUUUCUUCAAAAAUUUUUGUUUAAUAUUGUACUGAGUUUUCCAUGUUUUUUCUCAAUUAUUCACAUUGGCUGGGAAAACUCUUGGAAAAUCGAAAAAUUACCCACCCUAAAGGACCUCCAAAAAAAGAUUUUCUUUCAGAAAUUUGCUAUCAUUGUCAACUGGAUCAAAAUUGCUGGUUUAAAUGUUGUCAAGUAAAAAAAAACAUCAAAAUAUUUUACUUUAUAUUUAGUAGAUUUCCCCGUUUUUCACGAUUUUUUUCAUUUAUUGCAGUAUUCUUGGAAAUUCAAAAAAUUAACUCAUUAAAGUACGUUUCCUGUCAGAUUUCCGUUCAGGAAAAGUGCUACCAUUGUUAAUCAGAGUUAAUUUCUGGUAGGAAUGUUGUUCACAGAAAACAAUGACCAUAAUUUUUUUUUACUAAUACCUAUAUUUCGUAUAUUUUCCGUUUUUUCCAACAUUUUAUCCCAGAUUUUCUGGAUGAUUAUAAAAACUUCUUGAAAAAUUAAAAAUUGACUUCUCUAAGUUACCACGCAGAUAAAAGUUUCUUUCAAAAAGUACGCUACUCUUCAUACAGUGGAGCAAGAUUUCUAGUAGAAAAUUUUUUCAAAUAAAUCAAUAAUUGUUUUGUGCUUAAUAUAGUCUGAGGGAGCGAUGACUUGAGACUCUGAGUGCAUCCAAAAUGCAUUUGUUUUUUCCUCGUUUAUAUAAAAAGGAAAAAAUGAAAACAAUUUUUUUUCGUCACAUUGGUUAAAACUAGGAACCCCUAGGACGAUAAUAAGCAUAAAUUACCAUUAGUUUACGACAAAUAUGCUUUAAGAAGGAUAAUAUGGAGUUGAUUAAAUUCAAAAAGCUUUAAUUUUGAAAUUUAGUCAGUCCGCUUAAUUCUGACUUCACCAUCAUUCUUAAAUCCACAAUAUAUAGAAGUUCAAAAAAAAAAAAUGAAAAAUUCUAUUUGUUCCAAAAAUAGCCUAAAUGUUUUUUAAAAUUUGACCACGUCUAGAAAGGGCAAAUAAAAUUUUUCUGUCCAAAGUCUUUACAAAGAUUUUGAACAUAAUUACAACAAAUAACGAAAUUGACAAAAUAAUAAAAACAAUAUUUUUGUAAAUUUCACGUUUUUCUUACAUUUUCUCCUCGUUUUUCUUGGAUAUUAUGAAAAAAAUAACCUCUUAAAAGCACCAUCUGGACAACGUUUUCAGUGAUAAGGUUUUGGAAAACAAAAGCGGGAUGUCGAUAGCACAAUAUCAGGACACCGUCGAAACACUAAUCGAACAUAUCAUUAGACAAUGGCUGAUGCCGAUGCAAGUAGUCGAUCAGUCAAGUACCGAAGAAAAAUGGUUAUUCGACGCGAUCGCUAAUUUCCUAAGAAUCGUCAACUCUGACAAUGUAAAGUGAAUACAAUAUUAUUAUUAUUAUAAUUCUUUCGUUAAUCGUCAUUUGCUUUAUAUUGUAAAAUUUGGUUGUCCAAAGAUUUUACCGGGUUGGAAUCUAGAAGCUAGAUUUCAACUAGACAACAUUCAACCUGUAAUGUUUUACGACAGUUUUACAAAUUCUAAAUCACUCUCCGAUAUUGGAUACCGUUCAAAUAAAUUUAAAUAUAUUAGUUCGCAUAAAGGUAAUAAUAAUUACAGAAUAUCUACGUAACCAUUUCAAUUAUUAAAACAUGAUUUAUACCUAGGUACGUCGAUUUUGCGAAUGUUGAACUACACGUUUACCGAGGAUAUUUUUAAACAAACUCUUAGGGAAUACAUACACACCGAGUAAGUUAUAAUACUAAUAAUAUUACAAUAUAUUCGAUUUACAUAAAACAUACCUACCUAUUUAAAGGUUUAUUAAACGUUAAAUAUUUUUUAAUUGGUUAGGAUUUACAAAUAUAACGACGCUGCGAGCUUUUGGAAACUAUUGGAUGACAACGUGAGACUCAAGUCGACUAAGAUACCUAAAAACUUGGAUGUAUUUCAGAUCGUCAACUCGUGGACACGGAAUAAAAAUUAUCCACUGAUCACGGUAGAAGUUCAGGGUGACGAUAUAAUUUUGAAACAAGUGCGAUAUGAAAAAGAUAAAUCCCUGUUAAUCAUAAUACGCGCACAGCAAAAUUAAACCGCAUUAUUUUUUUAUAUAUACACACUAUGUGUAUAUAGUUUCGGUUCAACUACAACCAAACUAUACCCACAGAUGAAUGGAUAAUACCCGUAACCCUGACUUCGGGUAUGGCAUAUAGCACGACGAUUUGGAUGGAAAACAGCAAAGAAGUCAGGGUCCCGGGAUACAAUUUAGCGUCAAAUGGUUCGUGGAUAUUGGCCAAUCAACACCAAACAGGUCAAGUAAAUAAAUCAGUCAGUUAUAUGGAUAGAAAUUUCCGAAAGAACGAUUUUUAUAAUAAUAAGAGAAAAAUGAAUACUAAAAAUCAUUCGUAAAAUACGUUACUCUAUGUUUUGAUAUGUUAAUUGAUCGGAAGCGUUAUAUUACAUUUCCCCCGAGAGAGAAUGUCUUUCUGAGGAAACCCUGUAUUAAGUAAUUUUCUCUAGAAGAUCCAACAUAUGACUUGAAAGUUGUACCAAAAAAAAUAUGAUUUUUUAAAUAAAAACGGAAGAAGAAUUUGAAGAAGAAGUAGUCUUAUCUUGUAAAAUAGUGCCCUACAUAGUGAAAAUAUCAAGGGGAACAUAACUAUAGAAUUUUUUCUUUACGAUAUAAAUCAAAAUUGCUUCAACUAAUCUAUGAAAUUGAUGACUUUGUUGUAUUGUGAAAUAAGAGUGAAGAAACCAAAGUUGAUAUUUAAAAGGACGUUAUUAUAAUACUUAAACAUAAGGAUUCAUUGAUAUUAAUCUUUCGAAAUUUGACGCGAAAGGAUCGUAAGAAAUCAUAUUAGGAAGCAUAUUGGAUUUUGCUAAUGAAAUAAUUGUUAUUAAUUUACAAAACAUAGAGAAACGAGUUGGUCUAAGAGUAGCAUUAUAAAAUAGUAUGCGUAAAAUAAGUACUCUUUUUCGGAAUUUAUCAAAUUACGCGGGUGUAAUGCUAUUAAAUCAAAAUUUGGAGAUUUUUCAAGAUUACAUUUCUAAAUGUGAAUAUAAUUUAAUUAGGAAUAAAUGUUUACUUUAUUUUUUGCAUUUUCUAAAAAUGAGAAUUAUCAUAAAUAUACUAUUUUAAAAUUGUCUUCUUUCCGGAAUUAUGAUUUCUACUUAAGAGUUCUCUAUCUUAAUUCGAUUUUAUCGAUCCCAGAAUUAUAAUAAACUGUUUUCUUCUAUAAUAUUACAAUGAUUAUAUUAUAAUAUUUACAAGAAUUUAAAAUAAUUGAUUAUACGUUUUUCAUUUUUUCUUAUUUCAGGUUACUAUAGAGUUAUAUACCGUGACAACUUAUUAGGUAGGAUAUUGCACGAGUUCAAAACGGGCAAUUCAUUCGAUCCGUACACCGUAGGACACGUGGUUGGAGACAUUUUCGAAGGAGCGUUAACUGGCAUAAUAAAAUUCAUUGAUGGGCUGGAAUUUCUCAAAAAUUUCAUUGAAAACGCUGGUCCAUAUUAUGGACACUGGAAUCCUAUUAUAAACGCAUUCAAUAAAAUAGAGAUGGUAUUAAAAGGCACUAAAGAACACGACUCAUAUUUGGUAACUAUUUAAUAUUCCACAUAUUAAUAAUGCAUAAUUAGGCAUCAGGUUGAAAAUGUUUAUAGUUAUAUGUAUAUGGCCAGACGCAACGAAAAAGUUUGUAUUACACUUUUUAUUACUUUUGAUUUAUUCUUUUUAGACGAGUAGGGAUAUGGAUUUUUUAUAGAUGAUGCUGUAAAAAAAUACGAACUUUAACGUACAUUUUUAAAAAUGCGAACUUUUUCGUAGCAGCAAGUGUUUUAUGGUAUAUAGUGUGAUUUACUCAAAUGGUUACAAGAUAUAUUUGUGUUCAUUGAUCUCAGAUUAAAAUGAGAUGAACUCUUGGAAAAGAAAAUCCUUGUACUUUUAUGUGCUACAAAUAUAGAUCAAGUAUAAUAGAUAAUAUACCACAAUUAUAUUCAAAUUUGCAAAAACUUCAAAAAAAUAUAGAAAAUUAAUUAAAGACAAAAUAUAAAUAAAAGUCUCCACCACCAAAAAUGUUCAAAAAACAUAUUUUACAAAAUGGCCAUUUAAAAUAAUUUCAAACAUAUUAUAACAAAAUUUGUAUUUAAUGUCCCCCCACAAAAAAAAAAAAAAAAACACUUGAUUUGCUAACUGUAGUGGAGAGAAAUGUAAUUAUUUAGCAAAUAAUUGUAUAGAACAAAUAUUAUUUCCAAUGUCAAGUCAUCAUACACUCUGUACAUAGAAUUAGUCUAUGUAAAAAUUACUUGUUUAAAUAAACCAUCAAACCUACUUCUACAUUACUAUACUUUUAUUUCUCAACUUCAAUAAGAAACCUAUUAAAUUAUAUUUUAAAUAUCCUUUUUAUGUCUAAAAUAACAAAAUAUAAUAUAUUUUAUCUUCUAUGGUUAUAAAGCAAUUACAUACUCUAAUUUGGUUUUAGCUAUUUAAAACUUGUUUAAAUAAAAAUAAAUUUAAUAUUAAUAACUACAUAUAAUAUAUGUUUACUUGCGUAUUAAUAGUGUUCUAUAGUACCAAAAUAUUAUAUAUAUAUUUUUAUAAUAACUUUCAAAUUUGUUAAAUACUAAUAUUAUACCAUGUUUAAGACUUACACUUCAGUAGUGGCUAAAACAGCGUACAAUGUGUUCAACAAAGCAGAAGUAAAUAACUCCGACCUGAUAUUCGGCAUGAUAGAGAUGUUAUGUUUUGUGGGUCGAGCGGAACUAGACGAAUAUGUGUUAAAGGUUAAAGAGAAAUAUAAAUCGUGGAAGAAUGGAACAAAUACGAAUCCGUAAGUCGAUGUAUAACCCAUUCAUAUAUGAUGUAUUUCAAGAAUAAUAAAUAAAUAAAUUUUAUUUUAUUCGAUUUUAAUUUCAGUUUCUGGCCUAAUUAUCGUAGAGCCGCAUACUGUACAAUACUGCAAUAUGCUUCUGUAGAAGAUCAUAGAUUUUUUAUAAGAAAAUAUAUUCAUUCCAAAUGGACGCCUGACAGAAAAACCUUAGCCAAAAGUUUUUCUUGUUCACGAAACACGCAAUUUUUAACUUGGUAAACAUUUCAAUAGACACAUAUACACAUUGGCGUAUUUUGGGCUUUUUUUUUUGUGUGGUUUCCUGACCCCUGGCAAUUCUUUUUCUCCAGAAAUAUUAAAAUAACUUCAUCACGAGUUCAUACUUGAUUAUAAUACACAUUAAAAUCUUAUAAGUGGUAAUUUUCUUUUAAAAAAAUCCUAGGAUCCCUUCAUAAGUUUUAGAAUAUAAUAAAAUUAUUACAGGAAUAAAGCAUAAACAAUUUGACUGAAUAAAUUAAAACUUAUUUAACUCUUAAAUUUACUGAGUGACUGAGUAAUUUCCCAUAUUAGUUUAUUAAUUUUGUAUAUUUGUAUAUUCACUUGUAUACUAUGUAUAUUUAUUUGUAUAUAAGGUAUUCAGAUAAUACACUUAAACCUAAUAUUAUUAAUGUUUGGCAGUCUCCAAUUAUUAUUAAUCCAAGAUAGAAAUUUUUUAAGCAGUUUUAAUAUAUUUCGUCAUUUUUUAACAAUAUUUUGUGAUAUUUCAAUAAUUAAUAGAACUAGACAAACUAUUAGAAUGGAUUUAAUCCUCAGGAAACCCCCUCCCCUAAAUACUCCACCUAAUAUACUAUAGCUAAACUAAUAGAUAAAUGUAUAAUAUCAACUUAAUCAUAAUAUCUUCGAUAGGAUAUUGACGUUUGACGGAUUACAUUCCGAGGACAUGUCCGACGUUUGGAUCUCGAUGGCAGAUAACCCAAUAUCUGGUCCAUUCGUGUUUUACUUCUUUCAGAACAAUUGGGAAAAAUUAUACGAGGAGUAAGUUUAAAAUAAUAAUUUUUUUUACAAUUUUUUAUAAGCACUUAUAAAGGUAUGUUAAAAUAUAGUUAUGCAGAUGUCAAUAUUAACUUGCUGAGUACAAUGUUGCUCGCGGCGAUUCGUGGUUUAAACACUGACAUCGAUCUUGAAAUGCUACAGAUGUUUACCGAAAAACAUUUUAGCGACAUCGCUGAAAAUAAAAAACACCCAGCAUUGCUGGAGGUUUUGUACUUGGAAAAAGAGAUACUAAAACAAAAGAUCUGGUGGCGGAAAACAUAUGAAUCAGUGAUCGGCAAUUGGCUAUGGAAUGAAAUCUUGAACGAUUCCAAAUCCAUUGAUAAAAAACAAAGCAUAGAUGUCAAAAAAUCUGAAACCGACCGUAAUGACAGCGUUACGAAUACAAGCACGAUAAAUGUCAGUCAAACGAAAAGUAUAAACGAGAAAUUCGUUACAUCAACUAAAUUGAAUGCGACCACACCCGUGACACAAGCAGAAAUCCCUACUUCAAUUUCGUUCGAAAAAACGAAUUCCGAAAAAAAAAUACAAGCGUCCAGCUCCAUAGUUACAUCACCAAUUACUACAAUAAACGAAAAUGUGUUAACGACCACGUUCGAAAAGGAUGGUGGAUAUGAAAUUGGACCAGUGGCGGUGGUAGAAAACACUAAUCCAGCAAGAAGUACCGAGCCCACGGAAGUGGUGAAUUCAAAUAACAACGUAAACAAAACUGACUUUAUAGCUUUGCCGAAAUUAAAACUAAAUCAAAAAAUCAUAUUAAUCUAAUAAAUAUAAUAAUAAUACCGAUAUCUAUUAAGCAAUUUAGGAAAA
Cinara cedri is the source of this 13820-nucleotide messenger RNA. The record is from the annotation of a GenBank genome assembly. Lineage: Eukaryota; Metazoa; Arthropoda; Insecta; Hemiptera; Aphididae.